AUGAUAGAACUGCUAAAGUUUACGAAGAUACACAAGCACGAGCGUCUUGAGAACCCAAACAGCACUACAACUUCCAAACCCUAUGUCACUGGCCUGAAAAUGCUGACAUACGCGCAAAUGCGCGAACACAAACAUACGGAGAACCCCCGUUGCGCUUGCCACGACAUCGAAGCUAUCCUUGCUCUAGUCCCCGAAAAUCAACAGAGCCAGUUUGUGCGUAUCUAUCCUCGUCGUCAACCCCGAUAUGCUAAAUAUCCUACCGGAGUCUCCAUGUUCCGCGAGGAUGUGGACAUGGAAAUAACGAUGUCUCGUCGAGACUCCGCCCAACAACCCCAACGCUCACCGGACAGUAUGGUAAUGGCUCCAGGCGCCGCUGGAGAGUGCACUGGAACCCGUGGCGCCGAAUAUGGAUACAAAGAGAAUGGGCAGUUUUGUAUGCCACAAGUAGCUACUGUGGUCUUUUCUUUCUUUGCUGAGGCUCGUAGAGCAGUACGCUUUCAGUCAGCAUUACCAACGACAACUGUUGAUGACCCGCUGGUUGCAAAGGAGGGCCUACCUGAUGCUCCCGGUAAGAUUGUGGCUGAAGAUGGAGCUUUGAUGCAGCCGUCCCCUCCGGCUGUGGUACUACUCCAGCGUUCGAACGCUAUCCGUUACCGAGCCCAUCCACGUCCGCGACGAUACACCCGGGAAGACUCCUGUCUCAGGCACCACCCUGGUGGCGAGGCAGGUUCAUACCACGUACCUAAGCAAACUCAUGGUGUGAGCCUUUAUGAGAUCGCUGAGAAUGCGAAACGAGCAGUAAGGACAGUACAGCUUGGAAACACCAUAUCAGAGAAGGUACUCGAACAGACUGAUCGCACGAUCGAAGCCCCUCGUGAACAAUCGAUGCGCCAUCCAACGCGUCCAGAUUCUCCGUUUCCCAAGCCACAGCAACGAACAAUUCCACCAGGAAACGCGAAGAGAAAGUCUUGCACUCACCAGCCUCAUGACAUUUCUCUGGUAGCUAGUCCUCAACUUCCAACGCAUAUCAGUGAUGCCAUGGAUGAACCCCGUCCUCCGCCUUUACGUGGCACAGGGAAACAACCUUCGAUGAUUGGCAUGCCAUGCUUACCCCCUCCCGUGCAAUGUAAAGGUUAUCUUCUCUGGCCAAAUCUUGGUACUAUGAAGAUUCCUCCAGGGCCUGCUUUAGCUUCAUCAUCAUCCAGUUGUCGGAACUACGCGAAAACUGAAGUUAGUAUCCCAGACGGCGUUCCAGAAGCUGGUCCAGUAUCUCGACGGUUCCCUCUAGAAAGCGCCACUUCAGCUUCACCGUCUUCAGACUACCCGGUAACUAAAGGCAGUAUACCAGAUGAAAUUUCAGAUGGUGUUCCAGAAGCAGUUCCAGCAUCCCGUCGAUUCUCCUUAGAUGACUUCACCAUCACAGAGGCACUCCCGACAGAAAGAACGCUUCUCCAUCUCAGACAGUGA
Molecule: messenger RNA, 1467 nt
Organism: Alternaria atra
Lineage: Eukaryota; Fungi; Ascomycota; Dothideomycetes; Pleosporales; Pleosporaceae
Exons: 1
Coding region: 1-1467 (488 amino acids)
Source: RefSeq, a predicted model, not a curated record